Molecule: messenger RNA, 4105 nt
Organism: Pristis pectinata (smalltooth sawfish)
Lineage: Eukaryota; Metazoa; Chordata; Chondrichthyes; Rhinopristiformes; Pristidae
Gene: afmid
Product: arylformamidase
Exons: 12
Coding region: 127-1005 (292 amino acids)
Molecular function (GO): arylformamidase activity
Source: RefSeq, a predicted model, not a curated record
CUGAAUUUGCGCUAACAAUUAAGAAGGAACAACAUUUAUGGAAUGCACUUCAUGUAACUGAUGCAGUUUUGUGAAAGCUUAAGGUUGUGGAACAAGUUUCCAGGAGGAUCUUAAAUAACUGGCAGAAUGAGCCAUUGGAAGAAAAUGGAUAAAGAGGAACUAGAAAAGCAGUACUCUCCCAGUUGCUGGUCGCAUCGUAUGGGCAGAUCUGCAGUAAUAGAAUCUCACAUCAAAGAACUUACUAAAGGUACCCUUAAAGGUCGCAAGGAAGCUCAUACAAAGUUAGAUGAAGCCUAUGGACAAGAAGAUUGUGAGAAGUUAGACAUUUAUCUACCUCCAAAUCCAACAACAGCUCCGGCUCUGCUCAUCUACUUUCAUGGGGGGUACUGGCAGAUGCUGAGCAAAGAAUUGUCAGGUUUCAUGGUGCCUCCACUGGUUAGAGCUGGAGUAAUUGUUGUUGCUGUUGACUAUGUACUUGCACCAAAAGGUAACAUGGACUUAAUUGUGUCUCAGGUCCGGCAUAGUGUGGCCUACAUCGUGCAGCAGUAUUCUGCUGUGAGUGUUUACAUCUGUGGGCAUUCUGCUGGCGCACAUCUAGGUGCCAUGGUGCUGUGCACAGACUGGGCAGAGUACAGUGUAACACCUGAUAUAAAAGGUGCUUUGCUUGUCAGUGGAAUUUACAACCUCUGUCCGAUUGUCUACACCAGUGUCAAUGAUGCUCUUCAGAUGACUGAGGAUGAUGCUGUCCGAAACAGCCCUAUGGAGUUUGUAAAUACCAUGAACGGAUUGGAUAGGAACUCAGAGAUUGUGGUUGCAGUAGCUCAGUAUGAUUCGAAUGAAUUUAGGAAACAAUCUCAGGAAUACUACCAGGCUAUUAAGGCUGCUGGAUUCAAUGCAUCUUUUCAAGAUAUAUCAAAUAGUGAUCAUUUUGAUAUUAUAGAGAAACUGGUGGAAGAGAACUACAUCCUAACACAGGUUCUGUUGAAAAUGGUAUCCAGAAAAUGAACAGUGAACUACGAAACCCACAGGAGGUGCCUCAUGGUUCCUAAUCAAGUUCAAUUAAGUUCUGACCUUAUCACCCACUGGUCUAGUCAAAUCAGGAUUACACACAAUGACUCAGAUAAUUUGUUCUCAAUAAUACAAGUUAUAAAUAUAAAGGUUAUCAUAUUUGGCUAUCUAAACUUAAGCUAUUCCCACUCUGGUGAUUAGCCAUGUGAUUUAGGCUUCCAUGUGUACAGGUGAUCAGCGCUAUCCACGAUCCCCUUGCAAGUUGAUACACUGUGCCCUAAACAAACAGGCUUUACAGCCCUAAAACUGGCCCUGUUUGUUCAUCCAAUCAUACACUCUACACAUCCAUACACAGCAACACAACACUACAUUUUAGUAUAUCCAUUUAUGAUUGUGGGCUGCAGUAAGUUUUCAAAAUAUCCUAUUAAUCGUGAUAGUGUUCACGACCAUUGACCUGCCAAAUUGUUCUUUUUUGACGGAUUUUGAGUAACGUCCUACUUAAACUGUGAUGGUCGGGAAAUAGCAUAUUCCCCAGUAUUAGGCUUCUAACACAAUAGGGCCAGAUUGUCCAUUCCACUCUCACUGUGCAAGUCCUUAGCCUCCACCCUAGCUGCUUCUGGGAUUGUCUACCACCCUGUAGCAGACCCCAGAUUCACCCGUUUCUGGAAUAGAUCCUGCAAACUAAACUAAUCACACCCUUAGUUAGGAGCAAUGAAUUUCAAUUUGCCUGGGAUGUAUAUUAAAAAUUAGAAGUCACCAGAAUAAAACAUUCCGCAGAAAUUAUUUGGAAGUAUGAUUUAAUUGUUUUUAAAAAGCAUAAGAUGUUUCUCAGCUUAAGUUCCUACUCUCAGCUUAAAGUGGUCCAUCUCUGACUCUUCCAUUGCCGUCUGGAUCUCUCCAUCCCCAUCUCAGGGGAUAGGCUAGCCAGAAACAUCUAUUACAAAUGCACAGACUCCUAGAGCUAUAUUGAUUAUCCUUUCUACCACUUUGCCUCCUAUAAGAACUCCUUUCUGUUCUUCCAGUUCCUCCGUCUCCAUCACAUUUGGUCUGAUGGUGAGGCAUUCUGCACAGGUGCCUCUGAAAUGUCUUCCUUCUUCCUGAGCCGUAGCUUCUCCUCUACCUUAGUGGAGAGAACCCUUGACCGCAUUUUAUCUAUUUCCCACACCUCUGCUCUCAUCCCCUGUCCCCUUGGACAGAGCAAGAAGAGAGUUCCCCUGGUCCCUACCUUCCACCCCAGGGAUUGUUCUUCGCAAUUUCCGCCAACUCCAACUAGAAUUCCACCAUCAGACUCACAUUCCCCUCCCCUCUCAGUAUUUCAAAGGGACUGAACACUUUGCAACUCCCUGGUCCAUUGUUUCAUCCCCAUCUACCACUUCCCGUCUUAAAGCAGUUUCCCAUUUAACAGCAGGAGAUGCUACACCUGUCCUUUCACCUCUUCCCGUCCCACCGUUCCAAGACCCAUACAGUCCUUCCAAUGCGAAGCAGCAAUUUGCUUUCACCUGCCCAUCUAGUACACUGCACCCAGUGUCCACAAUAUGGCCUCCCCGACUUUGCAGAAACCAAAAUCAGAGCGGGUGAUACCUUUGUGGUGCAUCUACACUCAGUCUGCGGGAUUGACCCUGAGCUUCCGGUUUCCUGCCCCUUGAUUUCACCAUCCCACUCUGACCUUUGACUGUGGGUUCUGGCACCAUUACCAAAACACCUCAUCUUCCACCUAGGCAGACAACAAAGCAUAAUCUGCUACUUAACUGCCACAUUAAGUUACUUGGUCUCACCUUUUCAGAGAUAUUCCCUUCAUUCCACCCAUCCCUCUCCCACCUUCUCUGCUACUGAAAACUAACUUGUUUUCCCUCCACGGUUCUGAUGAGAAGUGAAAACUCAAAAAAAAAGCUACAGAAAAGUGACAAUUUUUGUCACCUAAAAGGUUAACCAUUUCUCUUACCACAGAUGGCCUGCUGAGCAUCUUAAAAUUAUUUAUAAUGUCGUCCUAUGGAGAGAAAAUAUCUUUUUCACACUAUUUGACUGUUUCAAGGCAACAUUUUAGUGCCUUUAUAUAGUAGUAGUAGUAUUGCUUCUUGACGGCUGAGAAUUGAACAGCAAUCUGGCAUCUUCAAGAGGGUCCCAUUGGAAAAGGACAAGCCAUUAUUGGGAGUGUCUGAUCCUGAUACAAAUCACUGACGCACAUGCUCAGCUUUCGGAUACAUAGCAUGGCCCAAUACUUAUUUUGGUGUCAGUAAUUAUUUUAAUACAGGUAUGUAUCUACUUAGUGUGGACAAAUGAGGCAAAUUAUUCUUAACUACACUGGUUUUGAGUUAAAUUGUUGACCGUGGCGUAAUUUUUGACUUCUGUACAAGAUCAAAUCUUACACUAUUAUGGCAAUAAUUCCAAUAGUAUGUGAGAAAGCUAUUUUUGUAAACCAGUAUUUGAUCCAUCACGGGCACAACCCUCUCUACCAUCAAGGACAUCUUCAAGAGGCAAUGCUUCAAGAAGGCAGCAUCCAUCACUCAGGAUCCUCACCAUCCAGGACAUGCCUCUUCUCAUUACCACCAUUGGGGAGGAGGAACAGGAGCUUGAAGGCCCACACUCAACAUUUCAGGAACAGCUUCUUCCCCUCCACCACCAGAUUUCUAAAAGGUCCAUGAACACUACCUCAUUACUUAUUUUGGCACCUUUUAUUUAUUUUUGUAAUUUAUAGUAAUUUUAUGUCUUCGCACUAUACUGCUGCCACAAAACAACAAAUUUCACGUCAUGUAAGUCAGUGAUAAUCUGAUUCUGAUACACAGGAAAACAGUGCGCAUUUCUGAUAAAACAUCAGAUGUUUAAAGCCCAGGAUUCUGUGGUAUAAAGUGACCUACCAGUUGAUUUCAAUUUUGCUUAUAUAAAUCAGAUUUGCUCUUUCAGGGAGAUUUUAAACAGCUGUGUUGUCUAUUGGUUUAAAUUGGAAUGACCAAAAUUCUCUGAUAAUUUGUUGAAAUGCCAACAGCUCACUGGGGAGUUUAGAUUGUGUUAAUUGUCUAAGAUUCGUGACAAUUUAUAUUCAUCUUAUUUGUUUCAAAACAUAUUAAUAAAUAUGUUUGGUAAAAUACAUAUGGAGGGC